AUGAGAGCAAACGACUAUUUCAUCAUCCCAAUUAGUGUCGCAAUCCUGAUCACCCUUCUUUCCGUGAUCAUAACGAAAAGGACAUUAGGGUCCUCGAAAUCUGCCGGCGGUGAGAGAACUCCACCGGGGCCAUGGAAGCUGCCGAUUAUCGGGAACCUCCACCAGCUGGCAACCGGCUCGUCCCUCCCACACCGCCGGCUAGCGGAGCUGGCCCAACAGUACGGUCCUCUCAUGCAACUUCAGCUCGGCGAAAUCCCCACGGUGAUCGUGUCGUCCGCAGAAUGGGCCAAAGAGUUCAUGCAGGCCCACGAUCUCAACUUCGCCAGCAGGCCCUUCAUCCCCGCGGCCAACAUCAUCUUCUACGGCGGCCGAGACAUCGGAUUUUCCCCUCACGGACCCUACUGGACAAAGAUGAGGAAGAUUGUGGCCAUGGAGCUUUUGGGCGCCAGGCGUACCAAGAUGUUGCGGCCCAUCAUGGAGGAAGAGAUGGCGAAGCUCGUGGGCCUGAUCAACACGAAGCCCACCAUCAACCUCACCGAAAUGAUGCUCUCCUUGGGCAACUCCAUCACGUGCCGUGCCGCCUUUGGCAAGAUUCAAAAGCAAGAGGAAGUUUUCUUGCCGUUUAUUAAACAGUUCAUGAAGAUGCUGGGAGGGUUCAGCCUUGUCGACCUCUUCCCUUCCAGUAACUUGCUGCGGCUACUCGUUGCCAACGCAGCCGAGAGAAAACUGAAGAAGGUUCACUCCGCGGCCGAUGCUAUCAUGGAAACUAUAAUCAACGACCGUUUAGCUAAGAGAUCAUCAAAAAAAGCAGCUGCUGGAAACGACGAUGAAGAUCUUCUUGGCGUGCUUCUGAAUCUUAAAGACACUGACGACUUGGGCUUCACUGAGAUUAAAGCUGUCAUCCUCGUAAGUCACAUGGACAUGUUUCUGGCUGGAUCUGAUACGUGGACCAUUACCGUCGAAUGGGCAAUGUCUGAACUCAUGAAGCAUCCGAGAGUCAUGGAGAAAGCGCAAAGAGAAGUGAGGAAAGUUUUUAAUGGGAAAGGUGUGGUUGAUGAGGCAUCUAUCGAUCGACUACAAUAUUUGCAAUUAGUUCUAAAAGAAACUCUGAGACUGCAUCCUCCUGGUCCUUUGGCUAUUCCAAGAGAAAGUAAGGAGACAGUUAUGGUCAAUGGAUAUAAAAUACUGGCAAAGACAAGGGUCUUCGUCAAUCUAUGGGCCAUCAACAGAGAUCCGCACCAUUGGACCCAACCCGAAGUCUUUGAACCCGAGAGGUUCCUCAACAGCUCCGUUGAUUUCAGGGGAACCGAUUUCCAUUACCUCCCAUUCGGGGCUGGACGACGGAUGUGUCCGGGAAUGCAUUAUGGGCUCGCUUUGGCUUAUCUUUCCCUCGCCAAUUUGAUCUAUCAUUUCGACUGGAAGCUUCCUCACCAAAUGAAACCCGAAGAUUUGGACAUGAGUGAAAGAUUUGGCAUCGAAGUGAAGAGGCAAAAGAAUUUAAUCCUCAUCCCCGCACCAUACCAUCCCAGAUAA
Messenger RNA from Linum tenue, 1533 nucleotides. Lineage: Eukaryota; Viridiplantae; Streptophyta; Magnoliopsida; Malpighiales; Linaceae. The record is from the annotation of a GenBank genome assembly.